Molecule: messenger RNA, 1226 nt
Organism: Limanda limanda (common dab)
Lineage: Eukaryota; Metazoa; Chordata; Actinopteri; Pleuronectiformes; Pleuronectidae
Product: protein Wnt-2b-A-like
Exons: 5
Coding region: 8-1180 (390 amino acids)
Biological process (GO): cell fate commitment; multicellular organism development; neuron differentiation
Cellular component (GO): extracellular region
Molecular function (GO): frizzled binding; cytokine activity
Source: RefSeq, a predicted model, not a curated record
UCAACACAUGAGAGGAGGAACCGGGUUUUGUCUGAUGGGAUCUCGAGGUGUGUCCCACAGCAGCAGGACUAUGGGGAUCAGACAUAGGACUAAGAUCCAGCAUCACUCCAAACCCAUCCACAAAAUAUACCUUACUUUUAUUUUGCUUCUGCUCAUUUUCACACCGAGAGUGGAUUCUUCGUGGUGGUACAUCGGGGCGCUGGGUGCUCGGGUGAUCUGUGACAACAUUCCCGGCCUGGUGAACAAGCAGCGGCAGCUCUGCCAGCGGCACCCGGACCUGAUGCAGUCCAUUGGGGAGGGAGCCAAAGAGUGGAUCAAGGAAUGCCAGCACCAGUUCAGGAACCACCGCUGGAACUGCAGCACGCUGGAGCGAGACCACACUGUGUUUGGCAGAGUGAUGCUGCGAAGCAGCCAAGAGGCAGCAUUCGUGUACGCCAUCUCCUCGGCAGGGGUGGUCUACGCCAUCACCAGGGCCUGCAGCGUGGGGGAGCUCAAGAUCUGCAACUGCGACGGCCACAAGCGUGGACAAGCCAGCGACGACAAGGGGAAUUUUGACUGGGGUGGAUGCAGCGACAACAUCAACUAUGGCAUAAAGUUUGCCAAAGCUUUCGUAGACGCCAGGGAGAGGAUGGUGAAAGACGCCCGCGCACUGAUGAACCUGCACAACAACCGGUGUGGUCGGAUGGCGGUGAAGCGGUUUAUGAAGCUGGAGUGCAAGUGUCAUGGGGUCAGCGGCUCCUGUUCUCUGAGAACCUGUUGGCUGGCCAUGUCGGACUUCAGGCGAACUGGAGACUACCUGCGCAAGAAGUACAACACGGCCAUCGAGGUGACCAUGAACCAGGACGGGACGGGUUUUACGGUGGCUGACAGGGACUUCAAGGGAAGCACCAGGAAUGAGUUAGUAUACGUGGAGAACUCGCCAGAUUACUGUCUCAUGGACCGAGCCGCUGGCUCCUUGGGAACAUCGGGCAGAGUGUGCAACAAGUCUUCGAGAGGCACGGAUGGCUGUGAGGUCAUGUGCUGUGGGCGGGGCUACGACACCAUGCGAGUCAAGCGCGUCACCAAGUGCGAGUGCAAGUUCAAGUGGUGCUGCGCUGUGGAGUGCAAAGACUGUGAGGACAUGGUGGACAUUCACACCUGCAAGCCCCACAAGCGACCGGACUGGCUGGACAUAACCUAAAAAAGGAGACGUCACCAACCACUGACUCAUUAACCCCUGCGCUAAU